This is a messenger RNA of Syngnathoides biaculeatus (alligator pipefish), 3585 nucleotides long. RefSeq names its product histone H3 associated protein kinase (gene haspin). Gene Ontology annotation, biological process: protein phosphorylation; mitotic cell cycle; intracellular signal transduction. Gene Ontology annotation, molecular function: histone H3T3 kinase activity; ATP binding. The record is from RefSeq and is a predicted model, not a curated record. Gene Ontology annotation, cellular component: cytoplasm; nucleus. Bases 97 to 3477 code for a protein of 1126 amino acids. The transcript is spliced from 16 exons. Lineage: Eukaryota; Metazoa; Chordata; Actinopteri; Syngnathiformes; Syngnathidae.
GAUGGUGACGUCGACGAUUUGAAGGACGAGCGGGCAAAAACCUCUCGGACGAAAUAAAGUCGACGCGAGAGCUGGCGAAAGCACAUUUAGGUCACAAUGAGCACUUCCAACACAUUAUUUAUGAGGACUUACGCCAGGAAAAGGCGCAAGUUAACAGUCUGGAUUUCACCGAAGAAGCACGAGCAGGCGUUCGACAGCUCGUCGUCGUCGGAAAGCGACGAAUCCUUUUCUGAAAACGACAAAAUCAGGAGAAGAAAACCCGUCUCGGUCGCCGCGGCCGUCCAAAGAAGAGGGCGGGACAAGCGAUAUCGGAUUAUUUCCGAGAGCGAGGAAGAGCGCUCUUUUUCUCGACAGAGGGACUAUCGUCCACCUCAAACUUCCAAAGGAAGGAAGGGUUCUUCCAAAGGAAAGUCAGCCCGCCCGACUGCGAGGAGGAAGGCCAAGGAAAACGCGCUCGCCCUCUUCCGUCCUCAGGCCGAGACCGCCAGCGGGACCAAAGUGCCGGCGUCAGUCACGAUUACGCCCAAGAAGCAGCAUCACCCGAUUGUCGGAGAGCCGCCUGAGCGAGAUCUGCCGUCGCCGUCUGCAAAAAGCCGAAAAAAUCCACUUCAAGUCAAUACGACUUCCAAUCUCCCGCAUCCUUUGCUGGGCCGCAAUGUGACUCGUCGUCGGGGCGCCGUCACCGCUAGAGUCAAAGUGUGGAAGGCAAAAGACCCCGUUGCCAACUCUUUUGACGACUUGAUUUCUGAAGAGGAAAUUCAAAUCUGCCGCCCUGACGCGAAGAAAAUGGUCCUCUUAUCAACGCCGGAUUCAAGUGCGGAGAAUUCCGCCAGCAACUUGGACGGCAGCCUCGGCCCGCCCCCCAGGAAGCCCACCUUUUGCUCCACGCCCUCAGCGAGCCCCCGUAUUCUCGCCUUCCCCGUCACCGAUCAAUCCCCGAAGCCCGCGUCUGUGUCCGUCGGCCGCGCGGGUGCGAGCCUGCGCCCAGAAGACCGGGACUCGCCGUGUUCCCCGCCACCCAUAGUGCAUCACUCCGACAAGAGCCGGCAGUCAAGUGGCGGCGAGCCGACAGGAAAACGGAACCCGCCUUUCCGCGAAGGACAUUGGGACGACCUAUUUACGGGCGCCAGGGUUCCGAAGGAGACAAGCGGAGACCGCAAGCUCGAGGGCAACGGCGGGCCGGGAAGCGAACGUCUGCUGACCGCACACAGGGCAAGCGACGGCGGUUUUCUGUCAACGGUGGAAGGCCUGCGCUCGCUGACUGAAGUUCUGAAGGAGAAGUGUUUGAGCCAAGACUGCAGCGUGCAGGUGAGGCCAUUGGACGGCCCGACCGUCGCCCAGACCGCCCGCUCCUCCUGCCUCGGCGAUCUUAGCCGGGAAACCGCCGAGCCGUUAUCGGCGGAACGCUCGUACGAGUCUCAUUUAGCCGCCGCUCAAGGCGACGCCGGCUCGCGCUCGGGCACGGACGACAAGUCGGAUUCUGAAACUUCAGAUAUUCCCGUCCACCUUUCGCUCUCGGCAGAAAUUGGACUCGCGGAAGCGUCGACUUCAAGUCACGCUGUCGAAUCCGCUCAGCGAAGCGACGGCAGCUUUGAGUUAUUCACUUGUGCCCAAUUAACAGACGUCCGUCCCGGGCAAAUCUUGGCCGACGACACGUUUGAGUGGAACGAGGUUGAACGGUCGGAGUCUGAGGAAAUUGAAAUUGCAAUCUCCCAAAGAUUGUCCCAUCGAGGCCGAUCGAGCUACGGCAGCGACUCGCCGUCCGGUGCUGAGAGCCUCUCCGUGGCCCUGGUCCAAAAAUGCAGACGCGACAAAGUCUGCGUAAGAAUAAAAAGAUUAACUCCCACACAGCUGAAGGAGUUCCGACGCAAAGGCAGAAAGUCUCCGUCCCGCGCAAAUUCUUCAGGUUUGACCGAGGAGGACCUGACGAGAAGCGAGUCGCCUCGUGAGAAAAAAGGCUGGACUCGCUCCGGCAGCGUUGUGGACUUGGACAAAGAAGCCCCCCAAAAAUGCUGGAAAGUCGAUCGACAAGCCGACCGGCCCGUCGCUAAAAAGAAGACGAAGACGAGCCUUUUGCCGGGCCCGCCGGGAGCCGCCCGAAAGGCCUGCGUCAGCGGUCUGAGCGUGAGUCGCUGGAAGAACGACAGCGGAAUGCGAACGCCGCCCACGUUCAAACGGAAGAGGGCGAGGCGGGCUGGCGACGGCGCCGUCGACCGUCCGACCUCGGCUCCGCGUGAUCAAGUGCAGCAGCUCGUGCGGCGUCCGCUGACUUUCCGCAGCCCCCGGAGGACGAGUCCGCUCGAGCCGGCCGACUUCACGCCGCGGACGCGGGACUGGAAUCGGCUGAAAGCCGCCCUCUCCGUUCACCGCAAAGUGCUGCUCACGCCGCAGACUUUGAAAAAACCGAAGCCAGCGGACAACAACCAGCUCGCGUACGACGCAGAUUUGUCAGAUGCUGAGAAAGUGUACGCCGAGUGCGGCCAGCGGGGUCCGCUUCCCUGGAACCGGUGCCUCUCCCGACUUCAGAUGAAAGCAUGCGUCAAGAUCGGGGAGGGGACUUUCGGCGAGGUCUUCUCCACCAGCAACCCGUCGGGAGAAACGGUGGCUCUUAAGGUCAUCCCAUUGGAGGGCAGCGAGAAGGUCAACGGGGAAGACCAGAAGACCUUUGGGGAGGUCCUCCAUGAGAUCAUCAUCUCCAAGGAGUUAAGCAGCCUGAAAGCAAAGCACCAGCACCAGAACCAGACCAGCAGCUUCAUCGGACUUAACGACCUCCACUGCGUCCGAGGCCGCUACCCUCCCGAGUUCCUGAAGGCCUGGGACGCCUUUGAUCGGGAAAGGGGCUCGGAGAACGACAGACCGGAUUUCUUUGAAAAUGACCAGUUGUACAUAAUGCUGGAGUUUGAGUUUGGCGGUGUGGACCUGGAGAGCAGCGACCGAACGUUGCCGUCGUUGGUGGCGGCGAAGAGCAUCCUUCACCAGGUGACGGCCGCGCUGGCCGUGGCCGAGCAGCAGCUGCGCUUCGAGCACAGGGACCUCCACUGGGGCAACGUGCUGGUGAAGACAACCAAGCAGAAGAGCGCCACCUUCCUCCUGAACGGGGAAGCCCACUCGGUGGACGUCAACGGCGUGCUGGUCCGCAUCAUUGACUACUCCUUGUCCAGACUGGAAAUCGACGGCCUGACGGUGUCCUGCGACAUCUCCGACGACGAGGAGCUCUUCUUGGGCCGGGGGGAUCGGCAGUUUGACGUCUAUCGACUCAUGAGAGAGGAGAAUGGUAACGAGUGGGAGGCCUUCCACCCUCAUUCCAACGUGCUUUGGCUCCACUACUUGUGCUCCAAGCUGCUCUCCAUGAAGUUCCGCAGAGCCGCCGGCAAGGCCGUGGAGGACGCCCGGAAGCGGCUCACCUUCUUUCGGGACCGCGUCCUGCGCUACGCUUCUGCCACCGAAGCGCUCCGAGGGUGCUCCGCGUUGAUGUAACAUUUCUGUACAGUACCGAGAAAAAAAAAAAAGUAUUAUUUCUUCCCCCCCCCCCCCCGAAUAAACUAGCUGCCCUCGGUGUCGAUUAUUGGUUGUUUGUCACUCAGC